Sinocyclocheilus grahami is the source of this 942-nucleotide messenger RNA. RefSeq names its product M-phase inducer phosphatase 1-A-like. The coding region runs from base 1 to 924 and encodes 307 amino acids. Lineage: Eukaryota; Metazoa; Chordata; Actinopteri; Cypriniformes; Cyprinidae. Gene Ontology annotation, biological process: protein dephosphorylation; positive regulation of G2/MI transition of meiotic cell cycle; G2/M transition of mitotic cell cycle. Gene Ontology annotation, molecular function: protein tyrosine phosphatase activity. Gene Ontology annotation, cellular component: cytoplasm; nucleus. The record is from RefSeq and is a predicted model, not a curated record. The transcript has 8 exons.
AUGAUGGCGUGUUUCAUUGCACCUGCAUUCAAAGUGAAGGCCUCAACAUUUGUCCCGCAGAAGCGAGUGCGCGUGCGUCUCUCCAGUGGAUUCUGCACUGCAGAUGAGGCAGAACCAGCGGGCCGAACAUGGAGACAGUACCGCAGUGACCCAGAAGAGGACGCCAGCCACCCACCAGAGACGGCGGCUGUGAGGCUCGGACAGCUGACGUCACGGCGGAAAGCCCCGCCCACACGCGUCACCCAGGACGCCGUCAGUGACGUCACACUCAUAGCAGACUUCAGUAAGCAUCACCUGCUUCCUGUUGAGAGUGGCGGCCAUCAGGAGCUUCACUGUGUCAGCGCUCACACCGUGGCGUCGCUGAUCAGAGGUCAGUUUGGUCCUGCAGUCCAGGAUUUCCUCAUCGUUGACUGUCGUUACCCGUACGAGUACCAAGGAGGACACAUUAGGGGAGCAGUGAAUCUGUACGCUGAGUCUCAGAUCCAGCAGGCGGUGCAUCAGGCCUCGGCAGGAGCUGAACUUUCCCCCUGCCCCGCAGGAAACGCCUCCUCCUGGAGGAUGAGGGGACAGCGGGCGGCUCAUUCAUCUGACUCACUCCCAGAGGAGAAGGGCUCGUCGCCACGGAAACUGAUCAUCUUCCACUGCGAGUUCUCAUCGGAAAGAGGCCCUCAACUGUGUCAGUACCUGAGGCGGCUGGACAGACGAGUGAAUGUGUAUCCCAACCUGCACUAUCCUGAGCUCUACCUGCUGCUGGGGGGUUACAAACUCUUCCAUGCGUGUUACCCGGAUCUGUGUGAUCCCUGCGGUUACGUGGCCAUGCGCCACCGCGAGUACCGGGAGCAGCUGCACGGAUACCGCAGGAGAAGACCAACACGGCAGCGAAGACGACAGCCAAUGAAAAUACAUCAAAGAACCACACGUUAAAUACCAUACAUACAUACA